Lottia gigantea (owl limpet) is the source of this 231-nucleotide messenger RNA. RefSeq lists its product as hypothetical. The transcript has a single exon. The annotation marks the transcript as partial. NCBI's taxonomy places the organism in Eukaryota, Metazoa, Mollusca, Gastropoda, Lottiidae. The record is from RefSeq and is a predicted model, not a curated record.
UCAAUACACAAUGAAAUAUCUUAUAACCUAUCGAUACACAAUGAAAUAUCUUAUAACCUAUCGAUACACGAUGAAAUAUCUUAUAACCUAUCGAUACACAAUGAAAUAUCUUAUAACCUAUCGAUACACAAUGAAAUAUCUUAUAACCUAUCGAUACACAAUGAAAUAUCUUAUAACCUAUCGAUACACAAUGAAAUAUCUUAUAACCUAUCGAUACACAAUGAAAUAUCU